This is a messenger RNA of Annulohypoxylon maeteangense, 2046 nucleotides long. Its product is annotated as longevity assurance proteins LAG1/LAC1. The transcript has 2 exons. The record is from RefSeq and is a predicted model, not a curated record. Gene Ontology annotation, biological process: ceramide biosynthetic process. The coding region runs from base 448 to 1905 and encodes 485 amino acids. NCBI's taxonomy places the organism in Eukaryota, Fungi, Ascomycota, Sordariomycetes, Xylariales, Hypoxylaceae. Gene Ontology annotation, cellular component: membrane. Gene Ontology annotation, molecular function: sphingosine N-acyltransferase activity.
AAAAAAGUUUUAUUGCUCAUCUCGUAGUUAAUAGCGCUAUCUACUUAACGGGGUUAGUUAAUAGUCUAUCAAUGCUAAUCUACCUGGUACUUACAUAUCAAUCAAAUCAAAUCUUGUCUAACCUUGAACAUUACACACCUCUAGUACCACCACUUUCACCACCGCAACUUUUACUCCUCUUCCUCCUUCUCUCAACCUCAAUCCAUUUCUUCCUGCGCCUAUCAACCUCUGGUCCUAGACUGCUUUCACUCCUUAAGCAUCCUGGGAUCUUUCUAGGUAGGCGGGUUCGUCGAAAUAGAAUUACUGGGCUAGUCUAUCCUCCCGUCGUCAUCUGACCUCAGAUUCAAUCCUAUCUACCUAGUAUAUUGCGUCCAACAUCCUGAUUCCGCUCCCGGCUUUCCCGACUUUCCAACUCAGGUACCUCGCGAUAGGUUCGAAUCGACGACAAUGUCUUCGUCCGAGCCUUUCCCUAUCCUCAACACUUCGGCCGAUCAAUUGCACUCCGCAACCGACGGAGGUGCACGUCGACGUAGGAAGUCGAGUGGACUAGGCGCCGACAUCCGGGUGGGAGAUACUGGCGCACCCAGUCUCCAAACAAGUCUCGACCACCUGCAGCGCAAUUCAACCUCGAGCUCGGCUUCAUCAAACAGUCAAUUACAAAAGUCGCCGUCAGAUAACAAAGAUGUUUCUAAAAAGGGAUCAAAACGUCGAAAAGCGCGGUCUUUCCUGCGUCGCUGCAAACAUUUCGCCAUUAAGCACACUUGGGUCUUACCUCUUGUGAUUCUGGCUAUCUUUUUGUCGCUUCUGGCCAUCAACCCGACCGAAUCGAAUCCCAUUCACCACUUCAUCUUCCUCUCCUACCCGCUUCCCCGUGAGGCUGGUGCCGAUCCCGACACACCCAUUCAGUAUGGCAAGGGAUUAUGGGAUAUCGCUUUUGUAGUUUUCUAUACAGUUGUCCUCUCGUUCACGCGUGAGUUCAUUAUGCAGGAGCUUCUCCGACCUCUUGCUAAAUAUGCUGGCUUGAAAUCUCGUGGCAAGCAAGCCCGUUUCAUGGAGCAAAUGUACACCGCUAUCUAUUUCGGUUUCCUAGGUCCGGCCGGUAUGUAUGUGAUGAGCAAGACUCCGGUUUGGUACUUCAAUACCCGUGGCAUGUACGAAGGCUUCCCCCACAAGACGCACGAGGCCGGCUUCAAGUUCUACUACUUGUUCCAGGCCGCCUACUGGGCUCAGCAGGCCAUUGUUCUUCUACUCGGCAUGGAGAAGCCCCGAAAGGAUUACAAGGAGCUUGUCGGACAUCAUAUCGUCAGCUUAUCACUUAUCGCACUCAGCUAUCGUUUCCACUUCACGUACCUGGGUAUCGCAGUUUACAUCACCCACGAUAUCAGCGACUUCUUCCUUGCCACGUCAAAGAGUCUUAACUACAUCGAUCAUCCUCUUGUGGGACCCUACUUUUUCAUCUUCAUGUGUUCAUGGGCCUAUCUACGUCACUACCUGAACCUUCGUAUCCUCUACUCACUCUUCACCGAGUUCAAGACUAUUGGUCCCUAUGAGCUAAACUGGGAAACCGGGCAAUACAAGUGCGAGCUGGCCUUCUGGAUCACUCUCACGCUUCUGUCGUCGCUGCAAGCUCUCAACAUGUUCUGGUUCUUCUUCAUCUUGAGAAUUGGUUAUCGAUUCGUUGUCUAUAAUCAGGCAGACGAUGACCGAUCUGAGGCCGAGGAGUCCGAGAUUGAGGAGCUGGAGAAUAAGAAGACCGAGAAGCCGAACAUGAUUGAAAACAAGACUACCGAAGCAACGCCUCUACUCAACGGCGACGCUAACACGAAUGGAGCUACGAACGGCGUUCUGAAGGCUCGUCCAAACGGGGCGGCGUCGGCGCAAUCGAAGAAAAAGUCGGCUCGAUAGAGAUUUGCUGACUUCCCGCCUUCCACGCUUCAUGACAUUCGCUUGUAAAUUUUUAACUUUUUUGAUUGCGCGAGGGGCUAUCAUGUAUAAUGCGACAACCGGAGUCGAGCAUAUGUGGCGGACGUAGACAAGACAACUUUG